CAAACCAUCGUCGUUGUUUGGACUCGAGUUGCCCGCGCAAGCUGGUCUGUCAUGCAGACAAAAUUGCUGGUCUUGGGGUUCAGCCUCUUUGCCAUUCAUUCCACAAAGUUACCUGCUAGAUCUGGAUAUCCGCGUAUCUGCAGUCUCGCGGAAUCAAACGGCGACAGAUAAGCUCGUCGAGGUCAGCCCUGGGGGCGUAUGUAAGUUUCGUAUUUCAUGGGCGUCCACGUUUCCCCGUUCACUCAUCAUCCAGGAUCAGUUUGUUAAACUAUUCUCACAGUUGAGCUCUGCGUGUCUCUUCCGCCAUGCAUCCGCCAUUACCGGCCCUCGGAUUGGUCUUGCUCGUCGUUUGUACGUCGAAAUUCUCGGUUGAGGCAAAGGCCAACUGUAACAGCGAUGCACCAGACGACUCGGACACUGCGCGUCUACGAAGGCGUUUGUUAUGCAAUUACGACAAAACCGUUCGUCCGACCGACAAUCACACCUCGACAACCUCGGUGCUCGUCACCCUCUUUCCGCAAUCCAUCGACUUCUAUGAUCGUGGAAAUAUCCUGAAGCUUCACGCUUGGAUGUCAUUGGAGUGGUAUGACGACUAUCUGAGUUGGAAACGUGCGGAUUUCGGAGAUUUAAAAUUCAUGCCAGUUAGAAGUGAUGAAAUUUGGAUGCCGCCAUUAUCGAUCUACAACUCCGUGGAGAUGGGCAACGACGGAAUUCACACAACAAACUGCUUGGUACAUUUUAUGGGAGCAGUUGUCUGUGUCCCAAUGGUCCAAUAUUCGGUGAGUUGCGUUUCGAACUACCAGGACUGGCCGUUUGACAGGCACAAUUGUACAAUUCUUCUCGGUUCCUGGACGCAUAAAAAAGAGGAAAUAAAUUACCACACCAUGGAGAAGGAGAUUUACAUGCAUCCAGCAAAGAUCUUAUUCGAUUUCGUACCCAGUUCUGAGUGGAGAUUACUGUCACUUACCACUGACACUAGAAUUGACGGACUCACGGAAUCCAAUUACACAUUUCCAACGAUAAUGUAUAACGUCAUCAUUGAACGACACUCGAAUUUGAUGCAGGUCACUAUAAUCGCACCAGCAGUUCUGCUAAUCAUUGUGACUUUAACUGUGCUCUGGUUGAAUCCAAACUACCCAGAACGAUUGAUAGUGGCAGUCCUCAACCUGAUCUGCCAUUUAAUCUGUAUCUCGGACGUGAUUUGGCAAGUGCCUUUCAACGGUUCGAGCACGCCCUCGAUACUCUUCUUCCAUCAGAGCUCGAUGAUCGCAGCCACCUUCGCCCUCUUAUUGACCGUCGUCCUGCGCCAGCUUGGAGAAAUAUCGGCCAGCACUCCUGUCUGGUUGGAAACCACGACAUCCACCAUCCUGGAAAGCAGGGCUGGCCAGUUGAUCCUGCUGACGAUUUUGAGACCUAAAGCUUCCAGGUCACUUGGAGCGGAGGAGGCCAAUGCAGGAUCUGCAGACGCCAAGGUUUUUUCGGACAACGUCUACUCCGAGAAGUCAAACGUGUGGCAAAAUCUCGCCACUAUUCUAGACCGACUGUCUUUUAUCAUCGUGCUGUUUACCUACCUUAUCAUGAUUUGCGUUCUCGCUCCUAGAAACGACAUUCUGAGCGUUCCUGAAAUGACGCCUUCGUGAUCGUUCCUCAAAACCAGGGCGGCAUUUUGUUAUCCAGUUUUGCUUGUACUGGAAAUAAGAUGAAGAGAAAAAUUUUGUGUUUUGAAAAUUACUUGGUACAAUUUACAACCCAUAUUUAAUUUGCAAUGCCGCAACUGUUACGAGGUCGAAACUGACCCUCUGAAUUUAUUUAUUCGUACUUAUGUCAUUUAUUCUUCAUGCAGCCUUUUUUUCAAGAAUCGUCGGUAUUCUUUGGUUAUUUUAUCUGAAAUAUAUGCUAAAUCCAAGAGUCACUGCAAUCGCAAGUGAAGCAUUUUUCAACAAUUUGAAAAAACAAUCUUUAAGGCUACAAAGAAAAAAAAUUGUCUCAAUUUCGUGCACGCCUGCAGUUAAGGGCUUAAAAUGAAAUAUUUCACUCACAUAUGUAGUGUGCUUCACAUACGAUAUGUAUGCAAUUAUACAUAAGUAUAUACAAUAAAGUCGUAUUGCUACAAAUUCCGGGGUGCCGAUAACUGCGAUCGGUAAUAAAUUUGCACGAUGGCGGAACAAUCGCCUUCCGGAUCUCCGAUAUUAUAGAACCAAA
Molecule: messenger RNA, 2202 nt
Organism: Diprion similis
Lineage: Eukaryota; Metazoa; Arthropoda; Insecta; Hymenoptera; Diprionidae
Product: neuronal acetylcholine receptor subunit beta-3-like
Exons: 9
Coding region: 306-1640 (444 amino acids)
Biological process (GO): regulation of membrane potential; chemical synaptic transmission; monoatomic ion transmembrane transport
Cellular component (GO): membrane; synapse; neuron projection
Molecular function (GO): neurotransmitter receptor activity; extracellular ligand-gated monoatomic ion channel activity; transmembrane signaling receptor activity
Source: RefSeq, a predicted model, not a curated record